Messenger RNA from Histoplasma capsulatum G186AR, 1635 nucleotides. RefSeq lists its product as uncharacterized. The record is from RefSeq and is a predicted model, not a curated record. The transcript has 4 exons. NCBI's taxonomy places the organism in Eukaryota, Fungi, Ascomycota, Eurotiomycetes, Onygenales, Ajellomycetaceae. The coding region runs from base 1 to 1635 and encodes 544 amino acids.
AUGCACCGCACUAUUCCGCGGUUCCGGGACCGUGCUGCCUUGUGCUGUGUAUCCCGGUCCCUGAACAAGAAAGCGACCCGGUUGCUUUACCAACAUACCAUCAUUGAGUUGGACAAUACCUUGCGACCGCGAUCGAAACCGGAGUUCUCGCCGCCCUGGCUCACACAGCUGCGUGGUUUGUAUAGAGACAGGAAGACUCUCUGUCCGGUUAUCACAAAGCUGUCGAUAUUGUUCGCAAAUGAGUCAGAUGUCUUCGAACGGGGUGAAUCACUGGCAAUGGAUCUUCUGUUGGGUUGCGUUCGCGAAAUGCAUUCCUUGGACGAGGUUAUCUGGGCCUCAAAUCCUGUUCCCCCGGGCGACCUCAUGGAAGCAUUUGCUGCCCAAAACAUAACUGCCUUUACUUACGAUGGCGAUCCGCGUGUUACAAAACUUGCCUACCCUCUUGAUGUCCUGAAACUGGACCUUCUAUCGCAAUGUCCUCUCCGGUCACUUUCCAUCAAGGCCAGUACGGAACCAGAACUUCUAGGCCUGAGAGACGCCAUUUUCACCCACCGGAAGAGCCUGGAGUCGUUGGCGCUCCGCUUCGGUGAUUGGGCAACAUGGUACGGUUACUUGGUUUUCCGAACUGGCUAUCCAGACUGUGCGCCAAAAAGCGUACUGGAAGGCGAAGGAGAUCCAACUUUCGUGCUUUUUGAACCAUUCGUGCAGGCAUCGGAAAAGCUUUGUUUACAGUCGUUUGACCUGCUUGGUACUGUAUAUUACGGUUAUGGGUUCUCUGAUUCCAUUGAGGAAACUUUUUGGAAAGCAGUGGACGUCGGGUGUCUGAAACAUCUUCAAAUCUCCCGACGUCACUCGUACAGGACUGUUCAGGGGACUCUGCUUGGGGAGUGGCAGGAUUAUCACUCGCUUGAAUCACUCGCAUUUGAGGGUAAACCUCUUCCGAAUCGUGCAGGUUCCCAGGAUUCCCAGGAUUCCUGGGACGAGAUAGCAGCUCGAUUGACCUCCCUAAGCGUAGACCAGUUUAUUCCCCAUCUGGGACAUAAUUUUAGUUCGCUUCGGAUGCUCGCCAUGACCAUGCCCCUUUCGCCUUCACAUCUACCCAUCCCUGAGCUCAAGGCUGUCUGUCCGCUUCUUGAGCAGCUGGCUUAUGUCCAGCCCCCUGGUUUAUUUACACGGGACCUUCCCGAUCUAGAAGGCAUGCCACACCUUCGCAGGGUCUAUGCCAUGGUAGACCUCAAAUCCUCCAUCGUAAUGGAUUACUUUGCCCGCUUUAUGGAAUACUGCUGCAAGACCGAGUCUCCUCUUCUCGAUCGCCUUGACCGAUUUGCGGGCGGCGUCACCGUAUGUGACAUUGUGUCGGUCCGUCAACUCGAGUGGAGCCUUCGCCUGCCGCUCAAUGUCCAAGAAGCAGAAGCAGAAGCAGUGCACGAAAACGAAAACGCCGAACUGAGCCCUUAUAUCCCCCUGCUGCCCAGGGAUGAGUAUUCCAUGAAAUUGCCCCGUCAAACUACUAUGUCUUGUCGGGGUAAGGUGUUUCGCCAACUUGAUUGGCGACAGUUGGAGGGUGAUCCGAUGGUUGACACGGUGAUGUACCGCUACAACUUAAAAUGCUCUCGAGGGCCAGGCGUUGAUUAG